Messenger RNA from Salarias fasciatus (jewelled blenny), 6173 nucleotides. RefSeq names its product rho family-interacting cell polarization regulator 1-like. The record is from RefSeq and is a predicted model, not a curated record. NCBI's taxonomy places the organism in Eukaryota, Metazoa, Chordata, Actinopteri, Blenniiformes, Blenniidae.
GAGGGGGGAGCUGGGGGGAGUCAGUGGGAGUGCAGCACUUGUUUCUGGAAUCUGUGGACUGGACUGUGGCAGAUCUUGACAUGUACAGCGGAUAUGGAGGGAGUCCGUCCCGAACCCUGUCCACCAUGUCUCUGUCGGUUCGGCCGGUCCGCCGCCUCACCUCCAGGUCCAUCACUAGGAGCCAGAGCUUCACUGGAGUCAACACCUACGACAAGGCGUACAGGAGCUUGUCGGUGUUCAGCACUCCAGGACUCAGCAGGAAGCCCAGCAGAGCCAGUAGGAUGUUCACCGCCUCCACCAAGGCCAACCCGCCGCCCAAAGUCCCCCAGCCGGAGCGACUGGACCAGGUCUACGACGCGCUGAAGACGGGACUGCAGUCCCACCUGCAGGUUCAUCAGAUGGACCUGGACAGCCUCACCCGGCAGAUGAAAGAAUCCAAGAGGAACUCCAGACUGGGUUUCCUGUAUGAAGUGGACAAGCAAGUGAAGGUGACAGAGAGGUACAUCCGCCGCCUGGAGUUUCACCUCAGCAAGAUCGAAGAGCUGUAUGAGGCCUACUGCCUGCAGAGGAGACUCCGGGACGGAGCCGACAAGAUGGUGAAGGCGUACACGGCGUCGCCAGGGAGCAAGGAGGCCCGGGAGAGUUUAGCCGAAGCCAAUAAGGGAUACAAAGAGUACACAGAGAACAUGUGUGUGUUGGAGAGCGAGUUCGAGAACCAGCUGGGAGAGUUUCACAUUCGGAUGAAAGGUCUGGCUGGAUUCGCUCGACUUUGUGCCGGUGACCAGUAUGAGAUUUUGAUGAAGUACGGUCGCCAGCGGUGGAAGCUCCGGGGCAGAAUCGAGAUCAAUGCCAAACAAGUGUGGGACAGCGAGGAGAUGGUGUUCCUGCCCCUCAUCAGUGACUUCCUGUGUGUGAAGGUGACGGAGCUGAAGAGUUUAGCCAAUCACGUGGUGGUCGGGAACGUUUCCUGUGAAACCAAGGACCUGUUCGCCGCUCUGCCGCAGACCGUGGCCGUGGACAUCAACGACCUCGGCACCAUCAAGCUGAGCCUGGAAGUCACCUGGAAUCCGUUUGAUAAAGACGACCAGGGCUCCGUCACCAGCACCGUCAACAAAGCCCCGUCCGUCAGUAAGAGGUUCUCCACCAUCUUCAACCAGAGCCCCCCCGACACCCCGUCCCUCCGAGAACAAGCCUUCUUCAACAUGCUCCGGCGCCGGGAGGAGUUAGAAAAUGGGGCGGCGUGGUCGAAUUCGUCUGAAUCCUCUGACGACUCCAGUCCGCAGCUGCCUGCUCAGGGGCCGCGCAACUCUACGCGUCCAACGGGAGUGUUGGUCACAUCCGAUCUCCAGCCGGCUGUCACUGGAAGCUCCUCCUCCAAUUCCGACGUUUCCUUCGGCUGUCGAGACGCUUCGUUCUCGCCUCAGAACUCCAGUCAGCACCGCGACGGCGUCCCCGAGCUCCCCGACGCCGCCAAGCUCCCGCCACUCACCCGGGACGAGGAAUGUACUGCGGCCACGACGGUGGAAGCCGGCGGCGAGGAUUCGACGGAGAAGCGGCCUGUGUCGGUGGCGGAGGACCCCGUAACCCCCGGAAACGGCGCCUGCCGCUACGCGCGUUCCCUGAGCCACAUCAGCGAAAGCAGCGCCGACGGCGCGGCGCCGACGGACCGGUCGGCUGGCGAGUCUGCGGACGCGACGUCGCCGAUCUCAAGGAUUUCUAUCAGCGACAUCGAGAUGGAGCUGCGGGGCAGGACUCAGGAGCCGCCGGGCGCCGCAGACAGCGAGCGUUCGGAGGCGGGGGGGGACGGCGUGGCAGAGACACUCCCAUCUGAAACCAACGGCGAGGACGGGACGUACGUGGCCCGGCGGGUGUCUGUGGAGGAGGAGGCGGGGGGCGGGGGGCUGGAGGACCCGUCCAGGGCGGCGUGCGGCGUGCCAGACAGCGGGCUGGAGGACGCGCUGGGCGCCGUGGUCUCCUCGCUGGACGACUACCGGGGACAGUUCCCCGAGCUCCAGCUGCUGGAGCAGGAGCUGAAGCUGCUGCAGGCCACGCUGAAGGGUGGCAGCCACAGCCGCUCCCCCAGCGUCUUCAGCCUCACCGUGGAAACGGCGCUGGGCAGCUUCGACUUCCUCAACACGUCAGACUGCGAGGAAGAGGAGGAGGAGGAAGAGGAGAGGGGGGGCAGGAGGAGCAGAGGAGGGAGGUCUCUCCAGGACCGGGGCUUCUCGCCCCCCUCCUCCCCCCUCACCACAGGCUGCUCCACUCUGGACGGCGUCCUGGUGGUCCACCUGAAGAACUGCGGCGCUCAGCUGCUGCGUCUGGGCACGUUCGGCCCCCUGCGGUGCGGAGAGAUGUACGCCCUGGACAAGCUGCUGCGGGAGGCUCGGGUCCUGGAGGUGGUCCGGCGGCUCAUCAAGGAGAACCCGCGGCGGCGGCGGCAGCCGGCUGAAGUGAUACCCCAGCUGGGCCAGACACCCGGAGCGGCAUCGCUAUGGCAACAGUGCGUAGGGAAGCAGGGCAGCGUGUACAGCACCACCGCAGACACACUCCUGCUCACCCUGGCCUCUGCCUACGCCACAGUCCUGCCCUCGCCGGCCGAGCCAGUGUGUGUGUGUCUGGUGGAGCGGCUGCUGGAUCAGCGGCUGCCCCGGCGGGGCAACAGCAGGAGCGAGGUGACGGUGACGCUGUUCCAGCUGUGGAGCUACCUGGAGGCCAACGGCGUCGGCGACAUGGACACACACGUCACGGAGCUGGCGGAGGAAGUGCGGCUGGUGGAGACCCUGUCGUCCUGCGACCAGGACCUGAUCGUCCAGGCCCUGCGGCGCCCCCCGGAGUGCAGCCUGAGGAGGGAGGGGCUCCACGCCGUGGCCAGGCUGCUCCGGGACCCCCGGGGGAAAGUGUCCGCCUCGGCCAGCUCCGUGCUGAGGAGCCUGGCGGCCCAGCCCCGGCAGAGGGAGCGAGCGCUGGUCGGCUGCCUGGAGCUGCUGGAGCAGAGCGACGUGGAGGCCAGAGUGUGCGGCUGUAAAGCUCUGGCUUCUCUCAAGGCCAAAGAGAGCAUCGACCAGCUGGUGUACCUCUGCCAGACGGACAAGGAGGAAGUGCGCGACGCCGCCAAGCAGACGCUGCUGGUGCUCGGUGAGGAGGGGAAGAUGGCCCACAGACACGUGGAGACGUCUCAGGACAGCCUGCCGCGGCUCUUCGCUCCAGGAAGCAUGGCCAGCACGGCUUUCUAACGCCGCUCGAGUCCCUCGUUCAGACCGCGCCUGGUUUCACACUGGGAAAACUUUAGUAAGCUACAGAAUGUGCUUCCAGCCCUCGGCUCUGCGUUCAUACCUUUCAUUCCAGCAGCUCUGAGCUCUGCACGUCUCUGUUUUAUUUCAAUCUGCUGCAUUUUGAAUGUUUCUUUACAUCGUCUCUUCAUAAGAGAUGAGGAAUAUUUGCACGGCGCCGUGCGCAUGGUGUUUAACAGCUGUGAGCUCUGAUCCAGAGGUCUGCACAGUCUGCAGCUCUGCAGCCACUCGUCAAGCUUUUACCGAACUACAGACACAUUUUAACUUAUUUUGAUAUGAUUUGCACGUCGGACUAUAUUUGAAAACAUCUCUGAAGUCACACUUCAAGGGAACAAAUAAGAUAAUUUCACGUAAUAAGCAUGAUUAAAUCCAAAUAAUUAAGAUAGAGCUUUAUUCAAUGUGUAGCGAUUAUUUAACUGUCACUGACAGCUGUUUCACCUGUAUGUUUAUAUGUGGAGAGAAAAAGAUCGCUUUAUGUUGAAAGCUGUAAAACAGCUAAAGAAAGCUGAAGUUGCUGAAAAGAAAAGGGCUUAUAAAGGUGAAACUGCUCAUUUUACUGAAAUAACUAAAGAAAAACAAGUUUUAAAUAACAUGCAAAUGUCUUAAAGAAAUGGCUCAAACUGCAGCAAACGGUUAAAAGAGAAAAUACUGAUAUGGAUAAAUAGGGAAACAAUAGAGGUGGACUAAUGGGGCUAGAAAAGCAACACAAACAAUGAAGAACUGCUGGAAAAAUAGCAAAAAUAAAUCAAAAUGACUUCAACCUAAUAUAGCUGAAAAUGUACAAAAGUGGCAGAAAGAUAUUUAACCGAAGGUCAGAAUGUUCAAAUAACUAGGGUUUCUGUUCGGGCUCCACUGAGCUCGAGCCAGUCUGACGGCAGUGAAAGAAGUGAGGUGAAAAAGGCGAGAAAACGACCCGGAUGGUUAAAAACUGAAACGUCUCAGGUGGUUUCUGUAAAGCUGACUUUGGGGAGCUGCAGAGAGCUUUAACACACACUUGUCUGCAGACCCUCUGUGUUCACCAUGUGCAGCAAGUUGAAAUAAAGUCCAUUUUAAGCUGAGUAACUAAAACUGAAGAGGCAGUCCUCGUUCCCACACUGGAGAGAAAUAAAGGAAGUGUGUUUGACCUGCUGACAGAAUAUUCAGAGAAUAUUCAGAACCUUUCUGGAACCGCCGCAGCCGUGGACUCAUCCACAGCCAAAACAGUGACUUCUCCACUGGUCUUCAGAUUAUUCUGUCCACUGAGGAAGAGGAAAUCUUCCUCUUCCUCACACCGCGGCGUGAUUCGCUCCUUCUGACGCACAUUGAAUGUAAAGCUAUUCCAGUGAUUGUACAGUGUGUGUGUGUGUGUGUUCUGUUUUAUGCCUUUUCUCGUCACACUGGAGGGCAGAUUAAUCCAGGAGGUCUGGGAUCUGAUCACUGUAAUUAAUCUGAGGAGUGUGUUUGUAAUCCGGCCUCGAACAGGAAGCUCUUCUAACUACCACUUAGUAACUCAUCGUCACAUUUGUGAUUAUUCUGUGAGCACUUUAUGUCCAUAUUUUAUUUUUAUUUGCUCAUAGUUAUAAGAUACUUCUUUAUUCUUGAUAUAUAUUUUUUAAUUUCCUUCCCAGUCUGAAGCAUGAUUUUGUUUAUUUUCACUUGAUAUUUAUGUCAGAAAUCAGAUGACACAGAUAUGGUUUGAGGUCUGAAGCGGAGCGUGUGAUGAAGUAUUAUUAUAUAAUGUAUAUAGAUCACAUUCUGAUGAUUUACAGACCAAAGUUGAUGAGGAUGCCAAACGGACCGGCCCCGCUGGCUCCAGCUGCUCCAGAUGUUUUCUAAUCCUGCUUCAUAUCGAGUGGUGUGUGUGUGUGUGUGUGUGUGUGUGUGUGUGUGUGUGGCCUUUCAGCUUGUGUGUGUGUGACACAUGAGGACUGGAAAGAUGUUUUUUUUUUUUAAUGCAUUUUUAUGUAAGAAAUAAAACACUGAGUGCCUUAACAUGUCCACUGGAGUUAGUUCAGUGGUUGUUACUUCAACACCACGAACGUGGGUGUGUGUGUGUGUGUGUGUGUGUGUGUGUGUGUGUGUGUGUGUGUGUGUGUGUGUGUGUGUGUGUGUGUGUGUGUGUGUUCAGGUUGGGUACAGAAUGAAGAAACACAUUUAUCAUUUUGGAAUUUAUCGGACUGUAUUUUCUACCUAAUUGUGCAAAUACCAACAAAAAAACCUUCAAUGUAAAAAAAAAAAGAAUAAUUUUCAACACAGUUUUGGGAAGUUUGUUGAAUGACAGUGUGGAUUCUGUCAAUCAGAGGUUCUCAAAGUGGAGGAGCUCAACUGACACAACGUCAUGGUUAGAUGAUUUAGAUUUCAAUUUUCUUCCUUUUUUCUCUCACUAUAUUUUCAGCUAUGUUGUUUUAUUGUCAUAAAAAUGUGAAGAGAAACGUCUGGUAAAUGAUGGCUGUGUUUUACCAGUCCGGCUCCCUCUGGUCUGAAUGUUUCCCCUGAACUGAAAUGAGUUUGACAGACCUGAUAUAAAGGAUUUGUAUUCAUAUCCGUUACAGUUUACCCUCUGAUUAUGUCUCUUUGUCUGGAUUUCUGGGCUUCCUCUGGCUUUGAGAACCGCUGUGGGGGAACAAUCCUGCAGUGCGCUCAGAGAGAAGACUUUCUAACUGUACCCAUGUCAACAUGCCAGACGCUCCACGUUGACCAAGCUGUGCCUCGGACUGUUUCUGCUGUUCUCUGUAACGUGCCAACCUUCUUUACUUCUGCUCAGAUGAUCUCUGUGUGACUCUGAAAUGUCUGGAGAGCGUAACGGCGGCUGAACCAGAGACAGUUGUGCUUUUGAUGGCGUGACCUUCAGUAACGGGACUUGUGUUGGAUUUACAAGGAAAAUAAAAGCAGCGGAAGAGCUUC